Talaromyces amestolkiae is the source of this 1992-nucleotide messenger RNA. RefSeq lists its product as uncharacterized. The transcript has a single exon. The record is from RefSeq and is a predicted model, not a curated record. Lineage: Eukaryota; Fungi; Ascomycota; Eurotiomycetes; Eurotiales; Trichocomaceae. Bases 1 to 1992 code for a protein of 663 amino acids. Gene Ontology annotation, biological process: maturation of 5S rRNA; mRNA cis splicing, via spliceosome. Gene Ontology annotation, cellular component: U4/U6 x U5 tri-snRNP complex.
AUGGCGGACGCUCUGUCGAUCGAGCAAAACAACAAAAUCCGAAUCGCCCUCGGUCUCAAGCCGCUCCCCGUCCCUGGAGCAGAAGCGCCCUCCGGACCCGUAUUCAAAGAAGCCAAAGACUCUGCCGAAGAAGAUGAGCCCGGUAGUACGCUAGAGUCCCGCGAGGCUCAAGGAUACCAAAAUUGGCAAAAACUACAAGAUGAAGCCGACGCAAGGCGCAAAAGACAAGAGAAAAAUGCCGCCAUCAAAAGAGCACGCGAUCUGGCGCAGCGAGAUGCGAAACUAGAAGGAAGGGGUUUAGGUGAUGCGAGCGCUGAAUUAGAUACAAAGGCUUGGUUGUCGCAGCAUAAGAAGAUGACCAAAAAGAUUGAGAAAGAGAGGGCCCGGAAGCUCGCAGAGGAGCUUGCUGAACGAGAUCGCGCCGCUGAAUAUACCGCUGCAGACCUUGCAGGUAUCAAGGUUGCGCAUGAAAUGGGCGCUUUUGAGGAUGCCGAAGACGGACAGAUCUUAACACUGAAGGAUGCUACGAUUGAUGAAAAUGAAGAGGAGGGAGACGAGCUAGAAAACUUGGAAAUGGUUGAUAAAGAAAAGUUGAAAGAAAAACUCGAGCUGAAGAAGAAACGAACUGCCUACGACCCUAUGCAAGCAGAUGGUACUGCUGGCAUACUGUCUCAAUACGAUGAAGAGAUUGAUGGCAAAAAGCGAAAGCAUUUCACACUUGAUGCCAAGGGUUCUACAAAUGAAGAACGAGAGGCUAAGCGACAGCAUGUUUCUGAUCUGCUUAACAAACAGGUAUUUAAUCUUGAUAUCAUACCUGAUGCUCCCGUGUCGGACUACAUGGACAUUAGCGAGGUCAAGAUAAAAAAGCCGAAGAAGAAGAAAGCCAAGGCUACGAGGCAAAAAGCAAUCGACGAGGACGACAUCUUUCCUCUUCCAGACGCUAAUGGGGCCAACAAUGGUGAAAAUAUGGAGGAAGAUUCAGCACAGACAAUUACAAAUGUCGCGCCACGAAAGAAAACAUACGACACUUCAUUCGUCGAUGACGAAGAUUUGCAAGCUUCCCUUGCGAUACAGAGACGGGCCGCGUUCAAGAAGCGCAAACAACUUCGCCCAGAAGAUCUCGCACGCCAAUUACGGGAAGAAAGUUCUCAAACGCCAAUGAAAGUGGAUGAUGGAGACGGAGCAGAGGAACCUGGCUUGGUUAUUGAUGAAACGUCGGAGUUUGUGUCUAAUUUACAACGACCGGUGAUAUCCGAGCGCCCUUCCAGACGAGCAACCACCCCACCUGAAGAAAAGGAUGAGGAAGAAGGGUCACCGGAGGCAGGUUUGGCAGAUGUGGAUAUGGAAGGUGCUGAAAUCAAGGAAGAAGGCGAACUUGAGGCAGCCGAGGCUGGAACUGCAAAGAUCAGUGGUACUGGCCUGGAUGAAGAAUCAACGCUCGACGAGGGUCUGGGAAGUACUCUCGCCAUGCUACGUCAGCGUGGUCUAGUUCAGCAGUCCGACGCCGCAGACAUGAACUCAUUACAUCGUGAUCGCCAGAAGUUCCUUCAAGAAAAAUAUAAGCGAGAAGCCGAGGCCGAGAAACGUGCGCGAGCACAGCGUGAGCGAGACCGUGCCACCGGUAAGCUGGAUCGGAUGUCCGCCCGCGAGCGUGAAGAAUAUGCUCGAUGGGAGAAUAAGCAACGAGACCAGCAAGAAUCACGACAGAUUGCUGAUGUUUUCAACCGCGAAUACAAGCCCGACGUUCAGCUCAAAUACGUGGACGAGCAUGGUCGACUUAUGAACCAAAAGGAAGCCUUUAAGCAUUUGAGCCACCAGUUCCAUGGUAAAGGCAGCGGCAAGAUGAAGACGGAGAAGCAUCUCAAGAAGAUUGAAGAAGAGAAGAAGCGAGAGGCUAUGAGUGCGCUUGAGAGCAGUCAGCAUACUGGGAUGAACAGCGCGAUGGGAGCCACGGCCAAGAAGAAUCGGCAAGCGGGAGUGCGUCUUGCUUAA